Messenger RNA from Fusarium odoratissimum NRRL 54006, 1963 nucleotides. RefSeq lists its product as uncharacterized. The transcript has 2 exons. Lineage: Eukaryota; Fungi; Ascomycota; Sordariomycetes; Hypocreales; Nectriaceae. Bases 509 to 811 code for a protein of 100 amino acids. The record is from RefSeq and is a predicted model, not a curated record.
GGAGCUGCUGAGAGGGUAUGUAAAGAAACGCAAAUCCACCUGACGACAAUGUCACGAGCUGGUCUGAAGUGAUCGCUGGGAAUACUGGUCAAGAUGCAAUGUUUUCAAGCUCCAGGACAGUCAACAUACCACUUCCGAUGGGUUUGGCGGGAAGGCUUUGACUGCCAUCGAGUAGCAUGAUCUCCAUGAGUAUUGCUAAAAGUUCAACCAUUGUAGUCUGACCAGUUGCACCACGGGGCACUGACAACAGUUUCGACGAAACGAACGAGGCUAUAGCCGACGGGGUCCUAUGCAAGAUUCUUCAAUCAAACAAAGUCGAGGUUUCGAGGACGGCCAGGGCGGCGUCUCGAACGAAAUGAUCCCACGAGCUCGAGUGAGCACCAAUAUGUGAAUUAGACGACAUCUGGACGCGCGAUGUGUUGCACAAACGAGUUGGUAUCGACGGUUGAUUAUGGGGCCAUAAACACUUUCCGGGCUCGGAAGGCUUGGGCAGGUUGAACAGCAGACGAUGCGAACGACGACAUGCCAGGGAACUCCGGGGACAGUGGUGAGAACGGGUUCAAGUGAACAGCGACAUUGGGGACGGCCCAGUAUGGAUCGGAGGAUUGGGGUAUAUGUCGAAAAUGUACCGGCGUCGAGGACUAAAUGUGUUUUUUGCCGUCGACACGCACAUAGGGCUCAUUUCUCUCCCCGUUUGCUUGUACUGAAAAAGCAGGGAGGUUCGGGCUUUGGUGGGAGUAUGGAAGAAGAGAACUUCAUCACAAACCUGGAUACAGAAUCAAAAGGCCUUGGUGAACUCUCUGGGAGAUGAUACGCCUCUGUCUGUCUAUAUGUUAAUUAUCGUGUGCUUUGGCUCAGGCCCACUCGACUCCACCGUUGUCGAAGGAUUGGUGUCAUUCUUGCUGGUAUAGGUCGCUCAAGGGCCACAACGAAACUCAAUACGGGCAUAACGACUUGGGAAUCAACAACACCAACAAGAAAGAAAUCAGAGGGAAGAAAGAGAUGUGAAUGCUGCAUCUUGGGUUUCAUCCCGUCUCUUUCCCCUCACUUGGAAUCACAUGACCUGCCGGUCUUGCCUGGCCACUUACCACUCUCAAGGCAUAGGCCACAUCAUCGACGUGAUUCCGAAACCAUGACUUGCUCAGGAGACAGCGGAUGCAGACGACGGCAAUGGUGUGCGUGUGCUUGAGACAUUUGAUGUCGGCGUUCUUCUCAUCGUGCCUUGUGUGAAAUGGAGCGAAACUGGGUUGGCGGAAGAAGCGGCAAGACGAGGACAAAGAUGCAGAAGGCAAAGAAGAAGCAGAGUAGGGGGUUCAAGGGUUGGUCCUAUUGUUAUUGACAAAGCCAGGUUUUGAGUAAUGCCACGGUGACAGAGUGAGAUUAUCCGAGUCACAAAAUGAGGGGAAGUCAACGCCGUGGCUGCCGUGCAAGAGAUGAAGGGGGCAAUCAGCCGAAUAGGGUCUCCUGCAUUUGGCAGGAACAGCCUCUGGAUGGCACCUUCCCGUUUCCUGCGAUUGGCCAUUACCACCCAUCCACGCCGCGUUCCUUGGACGUUGGGGUGCCAUCGACCAUCAUCCAAGCCGUCAGCAGAACCCAAAUGGACGCGUAGUGGUUGUGAUUUGUCAAAGCGCAAGGGGAAAGGACAUUCUAGCCUACGGUUGCCAUUUUAGAUAUUUUAGCUUGUGAAACUAUGUUGUUGCGAAUAGCUUCUAAUUUGCUAUUGCCCACUACAAUGGUUUAUAUGAUUUCUCGCGCGACAAUUCUAAAUAUUAUUUGCAUUAAAGUCGGCAGUCAUUACAGUCAGAAGCCAUUCAAAGCGGGGAAAGUGGAAAAUCCGGGGUAAUUAGGGUACGGGUAACAUUUGCCUCCCUUCCGUAGUGGAGCUGCAUUACCGUAUCGUGUCCCCGAAGGCAGGCAUUGGAUGUUCAAUCGGGUUUCGCAGGGUGAACACCUUGUCCCCAUC